UGGAGUGUGGAGGGCAGGCAGGGAGGCUUUGCAGCUUGUGACGGUGUGGCAGAUUGCGAAUAGCAGCAAUUCCAAUUGACCAGCCAAGGCGCCCGGUGUAGAGAAACAUGUCCUGGAAUCCUGGUCCCCGGGGCUUGCCAGAGGCCAAAUUGCGGUUGCCAGGGGAUGCCGAUGGGGUGACACCAGCACCGGCAGCGAUCCAGCUCCCGCUUGAUGAAGAGGAUACACUCGAUCGGGGAUGAAUGGGGGGGGACUCUUCUGGCUUUUGCGGUAUGUUGGGGGUCGAAGGUCGCCAAUGGGAGAGAGCAGUGCGACGCACAAGGACCGAUUUUGAUAGCUUUGCGCAACAGCAAAAAAAAAAAAGAACAAAUGUGUUGUAGUUGGGGGACGUUGGCUGUAAAUACUCCAGCAAGUCCCAGCUCCCACUGGGGAAAGCUGAAAGCUGAGCAGACAAUUGCAGAGAUAUGUAUAUAUAUAUAUAUAUAUAUGCGCCAGGCGAGAUUUUGUAAGGAAGCAAGGAAGCAAGGAAGGAAGGAAGCGCUUACUAUCGAUCAUUUGCAGUCGUGGUGGGCCUUCCCCUCGGUCGCAGCCGCAGCACCAGCUCCUAUUCUCGUCUCGUCUCGUCUCGUCUCGUCUCGGGUCUCGACUCUGCUUCUCGGGCUCUGAUUUGAGCCAGCCGAGGGAUUAGUGGGUUGCGGCGGGCAGCCCCUUCGCGGUCCGCGCGAGAGUUGGGGCGACCGACGUUGGGAACAAAGGGCUCUGUGCUUGGCUCUGUGGCGAGCACAAAAUGUGCGAGAUCUCUUCGUUGGACCU
Messenger RNA from Hyaloscypha bicolor E, 813 nucleotides. RefSeq lists its product as uncharacterized. NCBI's taxonomy places the organism in Eukaryota, Fungi, Ascomycota, Leotiomycetes, Helotiales, Hyaloscyphaceae. The coding region runs from base 214 to 666 and encodes 150 amino acids. The record is from RefSeq and is a predicted model, not a curated record. The transcript has a single exon.